AACAAGCAUUUGUAUUAACAAAACGUGUCUCACUACCAGGCUGAUCUUGAGGGCGCGCAUGUACCGGACUGAAUAGUUGUGAGUAGUCUUUGUGUGUGUUUUUUAAAGACUUCCUCAUGGUGUAUGUAUGCGUGUGCAAGAUCAGUUUCAACACUCUACUGGAGGGGCCACUAACACCUCAGGUGUGUAACAUCUACAGCGGUUGAGAAUUGCCCUGCAACAUGAAACUCAGUGUAGUUCUGCUGCUGUGUGGCUGCUGUGCGCUCUUUAAACAGAACUGUGAAGCUCAAGCGACAUUACCCUCAGUAGAAACAUCUCUAGCGCCUUCAGUCAGUAACUGCACGUGUGAACUUGGCCACGGAAAAUGUGCUGAAAAUGGCGAUUGCAGGUGUGACCCGGGGUGGGGUGGACCGCGCUGUGACGACUGUGUGCGAAUGCCCGGAUGUGUCCAAGGCACCUGUCAUCAGCCCUGGCAGUGCACCUGUAUGGAUGGGUGGACGGGGCGAUUCUGCGACAAAGAUAUUUACGUAUGUUCCAGAGAGGAGCCGUGUCAGAACAGAGCCACCUGUGUUCUGAAUGACUCAGGGGAAUAUCAGUGCUUCUGUCCUGAAGGUUUUCAUGGACGGGAUUGUGAAUUGAAAACAGGGCCUUGCCAAAAGACAAAGUCCCCCUGUAAGAAUGGUGGUCUGUGUGAAGAUCUGGGAGGUUACGCUCCAGAAUUGUCUUGUCGAUGCCUGGUUGGCUUCACGGGGCGCCGCUGUGAGACCAACAUGGAUGACUGCCUAAUGCGCCCCUGUGCCAACGGCGCCACCUGUUUGGAUGGCGUAAACCGCUUUUCCUGCCUGUGCCCUGCAGGUUUCACCGGCCGUUUCUGCACCAUCAACCUGGAUGACUGCGCCAGCCAGCCCUGCCACAACGGAGGACGGUGCAUAGAUCGAGUCUCGGCCUUCCAGUGCGUCUGCCCCCCAGGUUACACCGGGAGGACUUGUGAGGUUCCCCUCUGGGAAACGAAAGAGCUCCCUUCAUUUGGAGUUGCCCCAAGCUGGGGUGGGGCCAGCAGCGUUACGCAGAGCAAAUCCGCUCCCAGAAAUCACUCCCAUGUGACCACCGCCAGCGGAGAUGAGAGACGCUUGUUUAAAAUUUCAGUGAAGGAGGUGGUGACUCAACACGGGGCCGCUGGGCUUUCAGAGUUGCAGCUCAUCAUUCUGCUAGUGUUGGGCGGCAUGACUUUGGCCGUGGUGGCGCUAACAGCUGGUCUGGUGCUACGAGGACAUUGCCAGGACCGAUCUGCUCGCUGCCAGUGCAGACCACCCCCCGCCCACCAUUACCCAUUCCAUCGGUGUCGGACGCAGAGGCAGCGGCCGGUGCCAGCGCAGCAGGAAUGCAAAAUCAGUUUCCUUCAGUCUCCGGCACCACCUGACCUUCAGAAGAAAAGGCUGAACACGAACAUCAUUUAGAGGGGCUGGAUAUGAGCCGAUGAUUGGCCAGAAAGAGAAAUCGCUCUUGUUGAAGUAAAAAAAGACACUUUUGACAUUGAUGUCCAUUAGUGGCCACUCAAAAGACAGUACAAGUAAAUUGGAGAGUUGGUUGCUGGUGAAAGGACACCAUGCAGUGCUCAUUACCAAGAGUGAUUACAUUGGAAAAAACUUCCAACUUCCUUUUUUUAAUCAGAGAUGCCACAAAUGAGGCAUGGACUACUGAGGGAACACUAGACAAGUCAACAUGAUAUCAAAACUAAACCUGUGUUUACUAUUCUUAAAAUCCCCCAACAUGUCCUUUGUGACUGACGUCACAGUCCUCCUAUUUUAAAGUCCCUCCAACCAUUUGAUAUAUCAAAUCAAUUCCUGAGGGAUUAAAAGCAAACCCUGUCCAACGUUUCCUCCUGUAAAGGUCCUGUUUUCAAAAUGAAAUGGGCUGAUGCUUCACGUUGACUUUGAGGUGAACAUGUCCUAUAGGACCCAUUGAUGUGGUCUGUUCUCAAAGAGUAGAAAGAAAAGCACUGAACAACUCAAACACAAGCAUAUAUCUUCCAUAUGUUCGAUCAGGACUCUAUGUAAUGUAUGUAAAUAGUUUAGGCCACAUGAUUAGAGACACUUUUAGAUUAGAAAGAAUUUGAGAUUUUUCAAUCUCAAAACGCAUUUAUCUCAUUGUUUAAAUGGUAAAAUACUGCAACGUGAGUGUGUGUAUAUGCCAAGUUUUAUUUUUGAGAACUGAGUAACGUAUAUGUUUUUAUGAAAAGGUCAUUGGUUCCUAUUAACAUAUUGUGAUUCUUCUUUAAGCAGAUUAGAUAGCAAUAUCAAUCAUUUCAAGGGGACGAUUUGUGAUGAUAGUCAACAGUAUUUUCAAGUGUAAAUAUAAUUUAUUUAUGUAUUUAUUGGUGAAAUGUAUAUUUGUUUGUUUUUUAAAGUGCAUUUUUAUACAAAACUGUGUGUUCAAAUUGUAAACUGUGGAAACUUGUAUCUUCAUGUCUAAUGCAAAAGCUACAUAAGAGAGACUGGCCAAAGUCAAGUUCAUCUACUACAGAAAUGUCCCGGCAUGACUCACUUUGAUAUUAAGCUCAUAAAUGGGUUAAAAUAGCAACAAACACAAAAGCUGCUAAACAAUCCAAAUUUUGAAAUAA
Messenger RNA from Triplophysa rosa, 2620 nucleotides. It is a transcript of the gene dlk2, whose product is annotated as delta-like 2 homolog (Drosophila). Gene Ontology annotation, biological process: establishment or maintenance of epithelial cell apical/basal polarity; heterophilic cell-cell adhesion. The coding region runs from base 222 to 1457 and encodes 411 amino acids. Gene Ontology annotation, cellular component: plasma membrane; protein-containing complex. The transcript has 6 exons. Lineage: Eukaryota; Metazoa; Chordata; Actinopteri; Cypriniformes; Nemacheilidae. Gene Ontology annotation, molecular function: calcium ion binding. The record is from RefSeq and is a predicted model, not a curated record.